Messenger RNA from Scatophagus argus, 3080 nucleotides. It is a transcript of the gene tfap2c, whose product is annotated as transcription factor AP-2 gamma (activating enhancer binding protein 2 gamma). The record is from RefSeq and is a predicted model, not a curated record. The transcript is spliced from 8 exons. NCBI's taxonomy places the organism in Eukaryota, Metazoa, Chordata, Actinopteri, Scatophagidae. Gene Ontology annotation, molecular function: DNA-binding transcription factor activity, RNA polymerase II-specific; RNA polymerase II transcription regulatory region sequence-specific DNA binding. Gene Ontology annotation, biological process: regulation of cell population proliferation; anatomical structure development; regulation of transcription by RNA polymerase II. The coding region runs from base 431 to 1843 and encodes 470 amino acids. Gene Ontology annotation, cellular component: nucleus.
GGGCAGGGUGACGCCCAGUCGCUGCUGCUGUGCAGAUAAAGUACAGCGCUCAUGAAUGCGCCAAUAAGACUGAACAUUGCAGUUUUGUCCAUAAGAGGGAGUCAAGUUUAUUAUAUGCACUGUUUUCGCCCACCUCCACAACAGAGCUACAGAGCACAUUGACCAGAAAGGGGGAAAUACUGCUUGGCAACUAUCAUUUUCUCUCAUAGUGGCUGUGGAAACUUCUCUCUGUGGUUGGAUAGUCGAUCGGUCAGUUCGCCCCUAAAGCCUUCACCCACAACUUCGCCUCUUCGUCGCAGCUGAACAACACGGGGGUCAUUACCACAGGAGGCUCUUCAUUUUUUUCGUACCUGGAUUAACUCGUAGACGUCAAUAUUUUAUUUUUAUUGUUCUUCUGAUUUCGUGACGGAGAGCCCUUUUCUCUCUCAGAAUGUUGUGGAAAUUAGCCGACAACGUAAAAUAUGAGGAUGACUGUGAGGAAAGGCACGACGGCAACAGCAAUGGGAACCCCCGGCUGCCUCACCUGCCCGCGGUCAGUCAGCACCUCUACAGCCCGUCGCCCUCCCUCUCGCACUCGGCCAGUUCGGACUUCCAGCCCCCGUACUUCCCGCCUCCCUACCAGCCCAUCUCCUACCCGCAGUCCAGUGACCCCUACUCCCACCUCGGAGACCCUUUCAACAUCAACUCCAUACACCAGUCGCCCUCUUCGAACCAGCAGCAGCCGUGGCCUGGUCGACAAGGACAGGAUGGGCUCGGUGCGCACGGGAGAAGCGGCCUGGCGACUCAGAUCCUGGGCCUGGAGGGAGGCUCAUCCGUGAUGAGGAAGGAAGGGUUCCGCCGGCCGGAGCUGCUGCCCCCACACGCGCACAGCAUUGAGUCGUCGGUUAUUGGUGAUAACAUGGGGAUGCACGACAUGGGGCACGGACUGGAGGAUGUUCAACAUGUAGAUGACCACAGUAUUAUUAUGGCAGAUCAGACAGUCAUCAAAAAAGUAUUAGGACUGCGAGGUGGCAGGAACCUUGAUCGCUUACAGAGGACUUAUUAUCAGGGGGGCAUUCUUGCGGGUCCUGUCACUUUACCCAAAGGCAAUGCGCUGGGUCUUCCUUUCCAGAAAGAGUCCCUGCUGGGCAUGGUAUCAAACCCAACAGAGGUAUUCUGCUCCGUACCGGGCCGUCUUUCUUUGCUGAGCUCCACAUCCAAGUACAAGGUUACCGUGGCCGAGGUUCAGAGACGUCUGUCACCCCCUGAGUGCCUCAAUGCAUCGCUCCUGGGAGGGGUUUUACGCAGGGCCAAGUCGAAAAAUGGAGGGCGCUCUCUGAGAGAAAAGCUGGAUAAAAUUGGGCUCAACCUGCCUGCAGGAAGAAGGAAAGCAGCCAAUGUCACUCUGCUUACUUCACUAGUAGAAGGUGAAGCUGUUCAUUUAGCAAGAGACUUUGGCUACGUCUGCGAGACAGAAUUCCCCGCAAAGGCAAUUGCUGAAUACCUGGGCAGGUCGCACGUGGAACGCAACGAGGUUAACUCUCGCAAGAACAUGCUCCUAGCUGCCAAGCAAAUCUGCAAGGAGUUCACCGACUUGCUCACUCAGGACCGUUCACCACUGGGAAACUCUCGACCGGCCCCCAUCAUGGAGCCUGGAAUCCAAGGCUGCCUGACCCACUUCAGCCUCAUCACCCACGGCUUUGGCUCCCCAGCCAUCUGUGCCGCCAUGACCUCACUUCAGAACUACCUGAACGAGGCGCUCAAACAAUUGGACAAGAUGUACCUGAGCUCCGGUAGCGACACCCAGGGAUCCUCAGACAGUGGGAGUAAAUCUACCGACAAAAUGGACAAGCACAGGAAAUGAGAGCUCAAAGGAGAAUCCUUAUGAACUUGAGACCCCGAGUCCCUUCAUCUUGCUGCCCCCUCUACCCCUUUUGGACUUUAAAAAAAAUCAAUAUUGAUUGAUAAGUAUUGUCAUUUUGAGAGGUGACUUUUUGUAUGACUGUGCGUGUGCAUGUGUGUGUACUCGCACUGUUGAACUUAUAUUUUUUUGAGAAGUUGAUGAUUCCUAAGAACUUGUCACUGCUGGAUCAACACCUGUGGUGAAUGCCCGUGCACUGGUCCUAUGGCAUAAUAUACACCUUAUCAUAUCACUAUGCAGUUCCAUACAGUUGCCAAUGUGCUGAUGCUACAACCGUGAGACCUGCACUCUGUUGACAAGAGCAGGAAAAGAAUAAAGUGCGUACUGUUUUAUGCUCCCUAGAGGACAUCAUUUCAAGAUGAGCUGCUGUGGCUGUGAAUUCCUCUCAGACCCCCCCAACCCGUACCCCCACCUCCCCACCCCCUGCUUUAUCUGGAGGCAAAUCCACUGAUUUCCUGUGUCUCAAUGGACUUGCAAAGGACAAUUUUUUUCAUAUGAGAAAGAGAGGGGAGAAAAUCGACUUCUUUUUUCUGUGCUUCAUUUGUACAACCACUUCAAAAUGACUGCAGUGUUAUUGUGCUUUGUUCCUGAGAGAUGAUUUGAAUCUUAUGUAGGCCUGAAUGAGAAAAGACAGUUUUUGGUUUGUCAGUCUGUGUUCGACCCAAAUCCAGGGACUUUAAAGCCUCUUCAGUGUUCAUGUGGAUUAUGGGCGUAACAAUGCUUCCCAUGUUAUUCUGUCUUUUAAACUUGGCAGCAAGAACACGUUAUUUUUGUGACCACGUGAUCAUUCUUAGUAUUUAAAAACUCCAACUUACCGUCAGCCUAUCACCAGUUCAGUCCUGCCAGAGUGUACGUAUGUUGUGAGAAUGUGUGUAAAUGUAUAUAUUUCUUUCUUUAAAAAUGUUUUUAACUAGACAUUAAAUUCCAAACAUAGAAUUUUAUCCAGUGUCUUGUCCUGGAUGUAAAUAUUUUCUAAUUUAUGUUGUAAUUUAAUGGGCUUGUGUAAAUAAUGGUAUCACUCUGGUGUAUGGUUUCACUUUUUAUGAUGAUGUGUUAAACUUUUAUAAAUGGGUUAGUUUUUUUUAUCAAGUAGAGGUUAGGAAGUGGGCAUGAUAUACUUUUUUGAAAAAUAUCUUUAAAAAACUGUUUCAGGAAAAAUAAAAAUAAAAUGAAAGACUGA